AUGGCUAUGGAGCGCUUGUUCCUCUUCGAGUCUUUCAUGGCUUCGCUACACAGAGUAGCAUGCUCCACACAGCCUGACAUUCCCGGCAGGAAACCUUUCUGUGUCAUGCCAUCAAAAUACUCAUUCACCAACAUAUGGCGAGCAAGGCUAGACCUUGGCAGCUGCGAAUUCGAAAAGCUAAAGAAGAAGAAGAAGAAGAAGAAGAAGAAGAAGAAGAAGAAGAAGAAGAAGAAGAAGAAGAAGAAGAAGAAGAAGAAGAAGAAGAAGAAGAAGAAGAAGAAGAAGAAGAAGAAGAAGAAGAAGAAGAAGAAGAAGAAGAAGAAGAAGAAGAAGAAGAAGAAGAAGAAGAAGAAGAAGAAGAAGAAGAAGAAGAAGAAGAAGAAGAAGAAGAAGAAGAAGAAGAAGAAGAAGAAGAAGAAGAAGAAGAAGAAGAAGAAGAAGAAGAAGAAGAAGAAGAAGAAGAAGAAGAAGAAGAAGAAGAAGAAGAAGAAGAAGAAGAAGAAGAAGAAGAAGAAGAAGAAGAAGAAGAAGAAGAAGAAGAAGAAGAAGAAGAAGAAGAAGAAGAAGAAGAAGAAGAAGAAGAAGAAGAAGAAGAAGAAGAAGAAGAAGAAGAAGAAGAAGAAGAAGAAGAAGAAGAAGAAGAAGAAGAAGAAGAAGAAGAAGAAGAAGAAGAAGAAGAAGAAGAAGAAGAAGAAGAAGAAGAAGAAGAAGAAGAAGAAGAAGAAGAAGAAGAAGAAGAAGAAGAAGAAGAAGAAGAAGAAGAAGAAGAAGAAGAAGAAGAAGAAGAAGAAGAAGAAGAAGAAGAAGAAGAAGAAGAAGAAGAAGAAGAAGAAGAAGAAGAAGAAGAAGAAGAAGAAGAAGGAAGAAGAAGAAGAAGAAGAAGAAGAAGAAGAAGAAGAAGAAGAAGAAGAAGAAGAAGAAGAAGAAGAAGAAGAAGAAGAAGAAGAAGAAGAAGAAGAAGAAGAAGAAGAAGAAGGGAAAUGCUCACCAUCAAAUGGUGGAUAAAAACCGUUUCGACUGCUUUUUAGACAGUAACGGGUAAAGAAAAAAGGAAAAAGAAACUCAUAUAAUGCAAUUCGAAGAGAUA
Molecule: messenger RNA, 1087 nt
Organism: Sycon ciliatum
Lineage: Eukaryota; Metazoa; Porifera; Calcarea; Leucosolenida; Sycettidae
Product: DNA ligase 1-like
Biological process (GO): nucleosome assembly
Cellular component (GO): nucleosome
Molecular function (GO): structural constituent of chromatin; DNA binding
Source: RefSeq, a predicted model, not a curated record